This is a messenger RNA of Aegilops tauschii subsp. strangulata, 510 nucleotides long. Lineage: Eukaryota; Viridiplantae; Streptophyta; Magnoliopsida; Poales; Poaceae. The record is from RefSeq and is a predicted model, not a curated record.
AUGAACCCUAGCCUUCCCCCCCUCUCGCCGCCGGACACGUCCGCCCCGCGCCGGACGGAUCCCGCCGCCGCCCGCAGCCAACCACGUCGCGCCACGUGGCCUCCUCCGCCAACAGCCGCCGUGCCCCGCCUCCAGGCCCGCCGGGGCCCGAGGCCGGCCCGCCCCAGGCCGCAUCUGGGCCGCGCCCCGGGCGCCCCGCCCGUUCGCCCGCCGCCGCCUCCUCAGGUCCUCGUCGCCCGCGCCCCGUCCCUCGCCGGCGUGCACCGCCGCCGCCCCGCUGGCGCGCCUCCCCGCCGCCAUGCCGAAGCACCGCCAUGCGCCGCCCCGAGCGCGCCCGUGCCCGCUCCGCCUCCCUGUCCCUCCGGUCCCGCCGCCGGCGAGCGGCGCCGCCGCCCCGACCGGAUCCCUCCGUCCCUGUCCGUCGGCGACCACCCUCCUCAGCUCCGGCCGCCAUCCCCGACGUCUCCAGCGAGCAUCUCCAGCCCCGCCUCGGUUCCCGUGCAACCCUAG